Molecule: messenger RNA, 1116 nt
Organism: Necator americanus (New World hookworm)
Lineage: Eukaryota; Metazoa; Nematoda; Chromadorea; Rhabditida; Ancylostomatidae
Exons: 10
Coding region: 1-1116 (371 amino acids)
Cellular component (GO): mitochondrion
Molecular function (GO): oxidoreductase activity
Source: RefSeq, a predicted model, not a curated record
AUGCGGGCAUGGCAAGUGCAAUCUCCUGCAGAACCGCUACAAUUGCAGACUGUUCCCUUGCCCGUUCUCACAAAGCCGAAUCAAAUCCUUAUCAAGGUUAAGGCGGCCAGUGUGAACCCAGUCGACACGUUUAUGGUGAAAGGUUACGGUAAUGAUAUCCUUGGGACGUGGAAACAAGUCGCUGAGCGCAACUUAAAUGCUAGUCGAUAUCCUCUAAUUGCUGGGAGAGAUUGUGCUGGUGUUGUGGAAAUGGUCGGUGGUGGAGUAAAAAGCUUUCGUCCUGGAGAUGAGGUGAUGGCUGUGGUACCUGCAAUUUGGCAAGGGUCCCAUGCGGAGUAUGUGGUAACGGAAGAGCCCUGUUGUGCUCAUAAGCCUUCCAAUCUCGAUUUCUCUCAAGCUGCAGCCUUGCCUUAUGUUGCGAACACUGCUUGGGCGGCUCUUGUCUCUGUUGCGAGGAUGAAUCCUAGGAAACCACCUGAGGAAAGAGUCUUGAUUCAUGGUGGGUCCGGAGGUUUGGGGACUAUGGCAAUCCAAAUGCUCAAAGCCUGGGGAGUUCGUAAGGUUGUCGUCACCUGCUCAAGUGAAAGCGCUGAUGCUGUGCGAAAACUUGGUGCUAUUCCUGUGGAUUACCGAGCGACUGAUGUCUGUGAUCAACUGAUAGCCGAAGGACCUUUCGAAGUCAUUCUAGACUGUGUUGACACGGAGCUGGCCAGAUGGAGUGAUACGGUAAUGGGAGUUUGGCGCAACAGCGUUCACGUAAGCGUGGUCAGCCCGAUGAUGAGAGAUACCGAUCGAUAUGGUCUUCUGCUUGGCUUAGGUUCUACUGCAGUAAAACAUUUCUGUAGAAGUUACAAGAGUGCCUUACGAGGACGAUGGUACUCGUAUGCUUUUUUCGUCCCCAGUGAAGAGUGCAUGAAACAACUUUCAGCAUUUGCAAUGGAUGGAAAGAUAGUACCGAUAGUGGAACGGGUGCUGUCUUUUGAAGAACUGCCAUCGGCCUACGAAAAAGUAGAGUAUACAUCCCUGAAAUCGAGGUUGCAAGUGCGUUUGAAUCGUUCGUCAGUUGUAAACACAGUGAUUCUAGUUCAUCUUUUGGAUUGCAUGUUGAUUGUUUAA